GAAAGAGGUUUUCCUGUUUGGACUAAAUAUAUACCGAAAAUAAUCCUGGCCAUUUUGAUCUCAGUAUUCGAUGACAUCUAUUAUUGUUUAGCCGUUUGGCUCAACAAUAAAGAGAAUUACGAGUUGGAGACCACUCAUGAAAAUAAUCUCAUUUUAAAACUGAUUUUAGUCCAAUUCAUGAACUCUUUUCUGUCGCUGUUUUACAUCGCUUUCUAUAUCGGAGAUAUGGAUAAACUUCGAGAGGUAUUCCUAUCCCACAUCCCGUACCUA
Oppiella nova is the source of this 270-nucleotide messenger RNA. NCBI's taxonomy places the organism in Eukaryota, Metazoa, Arthropoda, Arachnida, Sarcoptiformes, Oppiidae. The record is from the annotation of a GenBank genome assembly.